AUUAAACAUUUGUAUUCGUUGGAAAACAAUAUAAUUUUGUCUAAAAUGUUGAGCAAAUCAUUUCUAUUACAAGCGCUGGUAGUGAUGACACUAAUGGUCAGCAUUCACUGUCUUCUGUGCAAUAAUGACGGCGAUUGUCCCACCAAUGAGUGCUGCGUUAUUGGCUUACUUGCGGAUCAGGGAGUUUGCAACGACCUAUUGCCCAAGGGCACUUCGUGCAAAAACACACACUGCCCCUGUGGACCUAACCUUGUUUGUAGGAUUACCGAUGUUGGACCACACGGUCACUACAGCAAAGAUUGCGCUGUGCCAGAAAACAGUACAUUACUACAUUAACUAGCGAGUUUUGUUGAUAAAUUAUAUACAAAUCAGG
Molecule: messenger RNA, 373 nt
Organism: Medioppia subpectinata
Lineage: Eukaryota; Metazoa; Arthropoda; Arachnida; Sarcoptiformes; Oppiidae
Source: the annotation of a GenBank genome assembly